UCUCCCGGCCUCUCCACUCAAUAUACCUGCACUCACCCUUCAAGAGCCCGUUCAUGCAAGACAACCGGCCUCCUUCUUCUUUCUUAAACUGGACACCCACACAGGAGACAAGACCCACCGCCCGCCCGCCCGCCGCUUACCCCAAAGUUCGCCCCAGAGGCCCACAAGGCCUCACUGGCUCCGCCCACGCAGUUCGCCGCGGGGGUUGGAAGUGCCCGCCCCUUCCGAGGAGUUUCCCAAAACCCAGCGCGGCAGUCCGCAGCCGCGCAAGAUGGCGACUCCCAUGCAUCGGCUCAUAGCUCGGAGACAGGCUGAAGCAAAUAAGCAACAUGUAAGAUGUCAGAAGUGCCUAGAAUUUGGACAUUGGACUUAUGAAUGCACAGGAAAAAGAAAAUACCUACACAGGCCUUCAAGAACAGCAGAACUAAAGAAAGCUUUAAAAGAAAAAGAAAACAGAUUAUUAUUAUUACAACAAAGCAUCGGAGAAACUAAUGUAGAAAGAAAGACGAAGAAAAAAAGGUCUAAGAGUGUAACCAGUUCCAGUAGCAACAGCAGUGACAGUUCAGCCAGCGACUCUUCAUCCGACAGUGAAGAAACGUCUACCUCAUCCUCCUCAGAGGACAGUGACACCGAUGACAGCUCCUCCAGUUCCUCAUCUUCUUCCUCCUCCACGAGCUCUUCUUCAUCCUCUGAGUCAGACUCAGAUUCCAGCUCUUCCGGUAGCAGCAGCACCAGCACAGAGAGCAGCUCCGAGGAUGAACCACCAAAGAAGAAGAAAAAGAAAUAGAAUUUCUCCAUCCCUCUUGGACUGCCGGACGGGGAACGUUAAUGCGAUUCUCGAAAGGGAACUUAGAUUAUGUUAAGGCCAAAUAGGUUACCCAGUCAGCGUUUCUAGAGUUGAGAAGUUUCUAACUGUUUUACACAUCAUAAAAGCAUAAAGAGUAUUAAUAAUGGAUUAUAUAUAUGUAUAUAUAUAAGAUUCUUUUUUAUUUUAAAGGUAAAUCUUGUUUUUCUUUUUUACCUUUAAUCUGUAUCUCUGAAACUUAAUCAAAGCUGAAUCCAGUAAAUCUGUUUUUGUGAUGCAACUUUUCUUUUCUCCCUGUGAAGUAAAUGCCGUGCUUUGUCACAUGUUAGCACUGUGCAUCAGGCAUUGUUAGGACGAUGCACUCCAGGACCUGGCCGAGAAUUUCUAAUGCUUUUGGCCGCGUGUUAUUAUGUAAGAUUUAACACCUUGUUACUCUGAACUUGGGAGUUUUCCUCUUAAUAAGUGUGCUCUAUUUUUAUGUUUAUGUUCAGAAAGUUAUUCUGGCUCCUUAUCUUAAAUGAAAAGCUCAAGGAACCUGUUAAUAUAUUUAUGCCUUUUCAGUGGUACAAGUGUCCACUUACUGUGUCACAUUAUUCAUUUUCUCCUGGUUCUUAGAGUUACUGUUUUCUGAGGGAAAUCAAUCUAGAGGAACCUAAAAAGGAACUAAAAUUCUGAAACUACUUAGAAGUCUAAUCUUGGUGCCUUUUGAUAACUUGUGUGUAUCAGAAAAAGAGUCACUUCUAAUUUAGGUAAAAGUGGUAUAAAUAUCUUUGUGUUACUAUGCUAUAGAAGGUAGGAGAAGAAGAAGAGGAGGGAGGGAGAAAGGUAGUUUUUACUGAAAACUAGGACGAUGUUGGUUGCCUUUUAUUAAGUUUGUGUAAGCGUUCAUAAAGAUUGCCUUUUACCAUUUUUGUGAUUGUGAUUUGACCAUGUAUAUGGCAGCUGCUCAUACAUGGCAGUCUACUGUGAAAAUAUGAAUGACUUGGAUUAACCUCGUGUGUUUACAUAGCAUAACACAGUUGAAAUGUAGCCUGAAAGAUUAAAAGGAAAUAUUGCACAAUCUUUCUUACACGUGAAA
Hyaena hyaena (striped hyena) is the source of this 1883-nucleotide messenger RNA. RefSeq names its product zinc finger CCHC-type containing 10 (gene ZCCHC10). NCBI's taxonomy places the organism in Eukaryota, Metazoa, Chordata, Mammalia, Carnivora, Hyaenidae. Bases 272 to 787 code for a protein of 171 amino acids. Gene Ontology annotation, molecular function: zinc ion binding; nucleic acid binding. The record is from RefSeq and is a predicted model, not a curated record. The transcript has 4 exons.